AUGACGACCCAGACGCGCAUCCAGCUGAAACUUCAGCGUGACUCUGGCAGCAUUUUCUACCAAGACAAAGAUGACAACCUCGCAUUUCACAUUGAGCCUUUGCGAUCAACAUCACCAAGCCCGUCCUCUGACGAAAAGACACAAUCCGAACAAGACGGAAGAGCCUCCACACCAGACCAUGAGGAGGAGUCAGCUGCGACAAACGACCUUGUCAAGUCCUUUCUGCGUCAGCACCUUUUAAAGAACGGCGAGAGGUCCAGAUGCCUCAUCCCAUUGAUGAAGAAGGACGGCAUGGAGGCCCUUCUCAUCGCAACCGUGGUGCUGCACCUGCGCAAAGACGGCCAGGGGGAGGGGGAUGAUGGCGGUGUGCGUGACGAUGGUGCGGCCAUAAGGGCGCUCCACAAGACUCUUGGGUCGCUGGUCUCGGUGAUGCAGCAGAGGGAAAGUGUGCUGAAGUAUCUGGAGGAGAAUCCCCCUGCCGUGUCCGGAGAUGACGCUGAGGCUGAGGGCGAGGAAGAGUGA
Diaporthe citri is the source of this 522-nucleotide messenger RNA. RefSeq lists its product as uncharacterized. The record is from RefSeq and is a predicted model, not a curated record. The transcript has a single exon. Bases 1 to 522 code for a protein of 173 amino acids. Lineage: Eukaryota; Fungi; Ascomycota; Sordariomycetes; Diaporthales; Diaporthaceae.